Molecule: messenger RNA, 546 nt
Organism: Serpula lacrymans var. lacrymans S7.9
Lineage: Eukaryota; Fungi; Basidiomycota; Agaricomycetes; Boletales; Serpulaceae
Exons: 2
Coding region: 1-546 (181 amino acids)
Source: RefSeq, a predicted model, not a curated record
AUGUACACAGUCAAUGGUGAACAGAAGAGGAUCACCUUGACUAAAGAGAAAAAGAUAGACUACUUGAGAUCUUGGAAGUGGUGUAUCAAUCCAGCUUAUCACUGGGGAACUUCUUCUAUGCUCAGUAGAGAUUUCUACAUUUGGAUCGAAACUCCCCCGCCCAGAGAAGCCUCAUUAGAGACAUACGUAAAACAAGAAGUCGAGAAGUCAAUCCGAGAAACCCGCCUUCUGUAUCAGUCCCAACUAGACGAGGCACUAGAAGAAGUCAGUGUCUUAGAGAAAAGGCUGAAAAGAACAAAAGCAGCACCACCCCCAGAAAGGGUAGAAAGGACUAGGACGGCCCUCAAGAAGCCAGAAAACUUCUCGGGAGAUAAGAAGAAGUAUUGGGCUUUUAGAGAGUCCCUACUUCUACAUUUUGAAGACGACACCGCAUAUUUCAAAGAUGAUAGGAAAAAGAUAGACUUUGUGCUGUCUUUUAUGAAAGAAGGAGAAGCCGCAGCCUUUCAGACCAAUUGGCUAGAAAACAGAGUCGACGCCAACAGCUAG